AUGGCAGAUACAUCAAUACCCUUAAAUUCACUGCAGUUCAGCAAUGUGCCGAGGGAGGAAAAUGACGACACCCCAAAUAGGGAGACGACCUUUUCUGGACCAAUGCUAGAAAGCAGAGCAGAGGGCCAAAUUCUGCCUUCUAGUGUCCAGCCUAUGGUCUCAACUUCAGCAUCAGACCCUGGAGGGAUGUCCACACAGCUGAUGACAUCCCCAGCCUUUGACACCAUGGGUGCACCUCUAAUGGGAACAGCAAACUCUGGAGCUGUGUCCUCACCGCUCUUGUCAGACUCUGGGGCACUGUCCCCAUUGUUAAUGCCAACUUCGGAUUCAGAGGCUCUGUCCCCAUUGUUAAUGCCAACCUCAGACUCUGGGAUGCUGUCCCCAUUGCUAAUGCCAGCCUCAGAUUCUGGAACAUUGUCUCCAUUGCUGUCCACUUCAGAGUAUGGAUUAAUGUCCCCAGGGCUGAUGACGAUUCCUGACUUUGGAACAAUGUCCACAGCACUAACGGCAACACCAGAUUCUGAAGACAUAUCACCACUGGCAAUGUCAGCCUCAUCCUCUGAAGCAAUGGCCACACCAUUGAUGCUAGCCCCAGAUUCUGGAGAGCUCUCCCCUCUGCUAAUGCCAGAUAUUAACCCUGGAGAGAUGUCCACACAGCCAAUGCCGGCUCCAAGCUUUGAAGGAAUGUCACCAUUGCAAAUUACAGAUGAAGAUACUGAAGCAAUGUCCAAAGUGCUAAUGACUGCCCUGGUCUCUGGAGAGAUCUCUUCACUGCUCAUGUCAGACACAGACUCUGAAGCGAUCUCCUCACUGAUAAUGUCAGCCCUAACUUCUGAAGCAAUGUCCACCCAGCUAACGAGCACCCAAGAUUCUGGGGAAAUGUCCACCCAGCUAAUGUCAGGCCCAAACUCUGGAGUAGAGUCUUUACCACUAAUGACAGCUCCAGGCUCCGGAGCCAUAUCCUCACCGCUCCUGUCAGUCCCUGAAGCUGGAGAAAUGCCCACCUUGUCAAAGCCAGCCCCAGAUGCUGAGGCAGUGUCCCCACAGCUAAUGAUGGCUCUGACCUCUGGAGGGAUGCCCACCCAGCUGAUGCCAGCCCAAAGCUCUGGAGCUAUGUCCUCACAGUUAACACAAAGUCUAGAUUCUCAGAUUGUGUCUACUCCACCAAUGAGAGCAACAGCCCCCGGGGAGAUGUCUGCAUCGUCAGCAAGAGCCUCAGAUUCUGGAGCAAGGUCGACACUGCAAAUGAGAACCCCAGCCUCUGGCAAUAUGUCCACGCUGCUAAAUACAGUCCCAGACUCUGCAGCACUGUCCACCCCACUGAUGACAGCCACAACCUCUGGAACCAUGUCCGCAGAGCCAGUGCCAACUGCAACCUCUAGAGGAAUGUCCACACACUUAACAACGGCUCAAAUUUCCGGAACCACAUCCACGGGCUUUAUGAAAGUCCCAGCCAGUGGGGCAAAGUCCACACCAAGAAUGAGAGCUCCAGCCUUGGGGGCAAUGUCCAUCCCACCCAACACAGCCCCCAUCUCUGAAACAGUAUCUAUGCUACAAAUGACCACCCCAGCCUCUGGGUCAGUAUCCACACUACAAAUAAAAGCGCCUGUCUCUGGAGCAACAUCUAGGUCACAAAGGAGAGCCACAGCCUCGAGAGUGACAGCUGGACCACAAAUGAGAGCCUCUGGAGCCAUGUCCACCCCACAGAUGACAGCCAAAGCCUCUGGAUCCAUGUCCUCACUAUUGACGAGAGACACAGCCCCGGGAGUGAUGUCUGUGCCACCGAUGAAAGCUACAGCCUCAGGAGCAUUAUCCAAGCCACUAACAACACCCAAAGCCUCAGAAGCAAUGUUCAUGCAGCAAAUGACAACCACAGCUUCUGGAGAGAUCUCCACAAUGCUAAUGAGAGACAUAGCUUCUGGAGCCAUGUCCAUGCCACAGAUGACAGAUGCUGCCUCUGCCGGGAUGUCCACACCACUAAUGAGAGCCCCAGCCUCUGGAGACGUGUCCACACCACAAAUGACAGCUGCAGCCUCUGGAAGCAUGUCCAUGCCCCUAACGAGAGCCCCAGGCCCUGGAACCAUGCCCACAGUGCUAAUGAGAUCCACAGUCUCUGGAAAGAUGCCAAGUCAGCCAGUAGGCACUCAAGACUUUGGGGGGAUGUCCAUGUCAUUCAAAAGAUUCAUGACCUCUGGAGGGAUGUCCACACUGCAGAUGCGAGCCCCAGCCUCUGAAGUGAUGUCCACACCAAAAAUUAGAGCCCCAAGCUUUGGGGCAGCAUCCACACCCCUGAUGAGAGCCUCAAACCCUGGAGAGGCAUCCACACUUCUCACAAGAGCUUCACCCUCUGGAGAAAUGUCCUCAGCACUAACAAGACCCCCAACUUCUGGGGAGAUAGCCACCACCCCUCUGAGAGCCCCAGCUUAUGGAGCAAUGUCUACUCCGCAGAGAACAGCCACAGCCUCUGGCAUGAUGUCCAUGCCACAAAUGAGGGCUCCAAUCUCUGGGCCGAUGUCCACACCACUCAUGAGAUCCACGGCCUCUGGAGUGAUGUCCAUGCCUCAAAUGACAGCCGUGGCCUCUGGAGGGGUGUCCAUGCCAUUGUUGAGGGCCCCAGCCUCUGGAGCAACAUCUGCACCACAGAUGCCCACAGCAGCAUCUGCAGAGGUGUGCAUGCUAUCCAUGCGAGCCCCCAGCUUGGGAGUGAUGUCCCCGCCAUUAUUAAGGGCUCCAGUCUCUGGAAUUAUGUGCACACCCCCGAGGAGACCCUCAGUCUCUGAAGAUGUGUCCACAGAGUUCAUGAGAGCUCCAGCCUCUGGAAAGAUGGCCACUGCACAAACCACAGCCAUGGCCUCGGGAGGGAUGUCCAAGCCAUUCAUGAGAGCUGUGGCCUCUGGAGUAACACCCAUGCCACUGAUGUCUGCCAUGGCUUCUGGAGAGACAUCCAUGCCACUAAUGAAAAGCCUGUCAUCUGGGGCAAUGUCCACACUGCAAACAAGAGUUGUGAGUUCUGGAUCAACGUCCUUGCCACAAACGACAUACACAACCUCAGGAAAGAUGUCCACACCGCCAAUGAGAGCCUCGGCUUCCGGAGCCACAUCCACACCACUUAUGAGAGCCUCAGCUUCCGGAGCCACAUCCACACCACUUAUGAGAGCCUCGGCUUCCGGAGCCACGUCCACACCACUUAUGAGAGCCUCGGCUUCCGGAGCCACGUCCACACCACUUAUGAGAGCCUCGGCUUCCGGAGCCACGUCCACACCACUUAUGAGAGCCUCGGCUUCCGGAGCCACGUCCACACCACUUAUGAGAGCCUCGGCUUCCGGAGCCACAUCCACACCACUUAUGAGAGCCUCGGCUUCCGGAGCCACAUCCACACCACUUAUGAGAGCCUCGGCUUCCGGAGCCACAUCCACACCACUUAUGAGAGCCUCAGCUUCUGGAAUGAUGUCCAUGCCACUUCUGAGACCCAUAUCCUCUGGGGGGAUGUCCAUGCCACUAAUGAGGGCCACAGUCCCAGCAGCCAUGUCCGCAUCCCAGAUGGCAGCCCCAGCCCCUGGAAUGAUGUCCACCCUGGGAAUCAAAGCCACAGACUCUGGGGAAACAUCUGCCCCUCGCAUCAAUGUCACAGCCUCUGGAUCAAAGUCCACACCACACGCGACGACCACCCCCCCCAAAACAGUAAAGCCACCAUCAGAGGAAGUCCCAUCUUUUGGCAUGCUGACCCCAGCACUCUGUUACCUCUUAGAAGAACAAGAAGCAGCCCGGGGUUCACGCCCUGUGGAAGAGGAGGUGGAGAUUGAUGAGGAGAAGCAAAUGAAGGGAUUUUUGAAUGAUUCAGAGAAAAUGGCUUUUCUGGUGUCUCUUCAUCUGGGGGCAGCAGAGAGGUGGUCCAUCUUGCAGAUGGAGGUAGGAAACCCCCUCACCCGUGAAGAUAAAUCUUUCCUGAGAAGAUCUCAGGGCUUAUAUGACUCCCUGUCUGAAAUUGACAUCCUCAGUGCGGUUCUCUGCCAUCCCAAGCAGGGCCAGAAGUCGGUCAGGCAGUAUGCCACUGACUUCCUUCUGCUGGCCCGACAUUUGUCUUGGUCCGAUGCCAUUCUGCGGACCAGGUUCCUGGAAGGACUCUCUGAAGCUAUUGCCACCAAAAUGGGCCGGAUCUUCCUGAAGGUGGCUGGCAGCCUAAAGGAGCUGAUAGAUAGGUCUCUCUAUACCGAGUGCCAGCUGGCCGGAGAGAAGAAUUCCCGAGGCAGCUCCAGCCAGGUUCUGACAUCACCCUGUAAGCGGAAUAGCGAGGAGGCAAUGGAGAAUGAACUGAACCCCCAGCAGCAGACCGAGGAGCACCAGCAUGUUCCCAAACGCUGUUACUACCUGAAAGAGCAUGAAGACCCUCAAGAGGGUCUGCACGACCACCUUCGAAAGAGCACAGGCCAUCAGAAGGCCCCCACUAACAAGUAA
Molecule: messenger RNA, 4455 nt
Organism: Budorcas taxicolor (takin)
Lineage: Eukaryota; Metazoa; Chordata; Mammalia; Artiodactyla; Bovidae
Gene: RTL9
Product: retrotransposon Gag like 9
Exons: 2
Coding region: 1-4455 (1484 amino acids)
Source: RefSeq, a predicted model, not a curated record